UGGGAGUGACACAGAUAACACAUUUCAUUCGCGGGAUGCUGUCUUGAUGUGAAGAUUUUCAGCAAAUAUCACAAAAAAAGCAUUUAAUUGAGUUGAAAUAGCACUAAAAAAAGAGGAAGAGCUGUAAAUGGUAUAAAUUUCUUAACUGAAUUCCAAAGCAAUCCAUGCAUCACUUGUUGAGAUAUUUACCUCAGAGGUGUUCUACCCUCUAGGUGGCAGAGAAGGAAAAGUCAGGGGAUCCCCAAAGUUGCCUCACAUAGUCCUGUGGGGAACGAAAUUUCUUGCAAACCAUCAAACAGCUGUUGAGAUCAUUCACUGGAUGAGUUUUAAAUUCUGACCUGCUGGUAUUAUCACACAAGAAAGAAAAAGGAUUCUGAAAGUCAACGUGAAUUUCUGACCAAAUUUCUUUGCAAUCUGUUGAGACAUUUCACUGAAAAACAAAAAUACUGACCUCCUGAUGGUGCUGGAGGAAAUGUAAGGGGGUCACUAAAAUCUGUAUGCUGUAUCCUGUCUGUUAUCUUAAUGUACGUCUGAGUAUUCCCCUGGAGAAAUGAAAACUUUAUUCAUCUGGUAGCGUUGGAGGAAAACUAGGCCAUCACAAGGCUAUAUCCUCUGGGGACCAUGAAUCACAAAGUUUUACGACGAUCCAUCUUGUUGAGAUAUUCCACUCUUAUCCAACCUGACCAGUUUCCACUUUUGCAAAGGAAAUUUGGCUAUAAAAAACUCGUAGCAGACAGUAAAAUGCCCUUACAAAGAGCAGAGGGACAACUUUUAUGGAUUGACGGCGGUUUCCCGGAGGAAGAUGCUGGUAACGGACUGAAAGAGGAUCCAGAAAGAACGAGAGGUAUGUGGUGAGAGAAUUAACCCUCAUGGAUGCCACCGACCCCCUGCACCUCCUCCCCGUUUACUUCAUUGUAAAGGACACAGACGGCAUAACAAUGGGUAGAGUUUCACAUUCUGAAAGAGGCACUGCAUGGUCACUGUCUGUGAGGCGCUGCGUGGUCACUGAUGUUAUCUGAGAUGAUUAUGGACGGCACACGGUAAGGUGACUCCGUUUUUUUCUUCUCAGAUGCUCCAUACUUUAACAUCUUGUCACCAGCGACCCAGAAGAGCUGCUUGUCCUUUCCAGCCGGCUGCACCUCUGGACUCCCAUUGGCUGCAGUCUGAAGGAGUGGGUGUGGUUCUGCAUGUCUAGCCUCCCACUUGUCAGUCUCCUUGGACAGGAGGCACUGUAAGAAGGCAUGCUCACAAGCUCCUCCUCACUCAUUGCUCUCUUUUACACACAAGCAAACCCAGCUUCUGUUAUGGCAGGGGCUGCUCAUUGGCAUUUACCAAACAGCCGCGGCAUGCCACUCUCCCUGACGGCACCUCCCUGCCUUCUCAGGAGACAGACAGUCAGGCUGAACUAGCUGAGAGCAGACUGACUGAGGUGGACUGUCUGGCAAGCACACCCUCAAAUCAGCAAGACAAAGUGGGGGGAAACUGCUGAACAUGUCACAAGAUGCUGAAGUUCCAACUGGAUAAUGUGACAACAAAUUAACUGGGGAACAGAAGAGAACAAAAGAUGGAAGGACAAAACGGAAAUAUCCCAGCUUUCAAAACAGCAGAGAAUGGAAUCAAAGGGAAGCCCCCAUACUCAGUGGAAACCCCUUAUGGCUUCCGACUUGACCUGGACUUCCUGAAAUAUGUAGAUGACAUAGAAAAAGGCAACACCAUCAAAAGAGUUCCCAUCCAGCGCCGAAGCAAGGGACCCCGCGCAAGCACUCUGCCCAGACACCUCAACCCUUCUGGAGGUGGAUACCGCCCAAGUCCCUGGGGGUCCACUGGAGCUCUUGGUCCCAGGUCCCGGGUGUCAGAAGGUCAUCAUCAUGGCUACACUUCCUGGGCAUACGAUCACAGACCACCCCUCUCUCCGACAGGGCUCCAAUCUCUGGCAGAAAUGGAGGCCAGAAUCAAGGAGUUUGAUGAGCAGCCUCUCGGAGAGCACAUCAGACCUCACCUCCUCCGUGCCUCCAGCCUGCCGCUCACAGUUUUACUAAGACAGGGGUCAGAGUCCACAGAUGACCCCAGCAGCCUCCGGAGUUCAAGGGAUCACCUUGGAGGAAGAAACACCUCGUGCGAAGACGUCUUCCAAUCUCUAGACAGCCUUCGCCCACAGGACAGCUCAGGGCUGCUGAGGCGCCUGACUGAGGCUCUAGAACGUGUCGGGGAGCUGGAGAUGGAGGUGAGGGUCGUUCCUGAGCUCAGGGCACAAAUCUGCAUCCUUCAGGAGGAAAGAGAAAGGCUCCGUCUGGGUCUGAAUCCACAUAUCCAUCCCUCCUCGAUGAACGGAACCACAGACCCUUGUACCUCCUCUCACUACGGCAAAGUGGAUGUCAAAAGGCCUCGACAUGAAGGUCACAUCAUGUUUCCUAGAAAUCACAGCGAUGUCUCCAAUCCUACACACGAGUGGAGGACUUCAACAGAUCUGGAUGAGCUGCUGACGGUGACGUCCCUGCAGGCUAAAGUAGCUGUUCUGGAGCAGAAGCUACAUGAGACCGGCCAGGAGCUCCAGAGGGUGUUGGGGAUGCUGAGGGAGCAGCAGGAGGAGAGCAGGAGGAAAGACGAGAAGAUUGAGUACCUUAUGAAGAAUCCUGGGGUGUGGGUUCGUGCUGAGAGAGUGGUGGUCGACCACGAUGGAGAUGAGACAGUUGUGAGAUCCGCUGAAUCAGAUGACAAUAAAUCCUUUAUCAGUACAAGAACUGUUGUCACAAAUGGUCAGAGAGGUCGCCAACAAGACUCUGUAGUCAGUUCUGCUGGAAGGAGUCCACUAGUGUCGGUGCAAGCUGCAGACACAGCAGUGGUCGUCCACCACAUAAAAAAGAUCAAGAGUCUCCUGGAUCAGCAGUGGGACUGUUUGUGUGCAGAGAGUGAAGAGGAUAAACCUCGAAAGCACCCAGAUCCUAAAGUCAACUCUCUGCAGCAGGAGAUGUUGGAACUUGUUGACAUCCUUACAUCCCACUACAAACAGCAUGAACACAGCAAUGGAGAGAAGACUCAGCAUGAAGCCUCUAAAUCCACCCCGAAGACAGAUGGAUGCACCAGGAUGUCAAAAGACCUGCAUUCUGGGGGCGUUAAUGAAGGACGCAAAAUGACCGGGAGUGGAAAUCUGGUUGGCCAGGACUGCGUGAACAAGAGUGUUCAUGGUGAUUCGGAGCAGAGGGAAAGCAGCAGUAGCCCCCAGGAAAUGGCUGCAGCCCAGGUGAAUGCAGAGCCAGAGAGGAGAGUGAUGAAGAAAGAGAGGCAAACAUGCCCAGACAGACAGAUGACAUUGGUAGGAACAGGAUCAGGGCGGACAGAUGGAGGCGAAGUGUCUGUGGAAGCUGAGGUUUCAGAGAAGACGGCCAAGUUGAAAGCCCAGCCCCCAGGAGAACAGAUGGAGGGCAACUCUGGCUCAGAUUCAAGCACCAGGGGCAGUGAGACAGUGAAUGCAGACUUCAUGGUUGCUUGUCACUUCCUCAGAGAUCACAUGAACAACAUGGAUAACCCCAAUGAUGACAUGAGAAAGGCCCUAGUCGUAUUGUUUCAGCACUGGUUCAGUGCAGCAGCAGAGGAGGCUUCUGUAGCCAGCAGGGUGUCUGUUUACCUAAAGGAAGUGAAGAAGGCGACUCCUUCUCUGCUGACCUUCCUGGUGAACCUGGCAGAUGACAACGGCAACACGGUGCUGCAUUACAGUGUGUCCCACUGCAACUACAGCAUUGUCAGCCUGCUACUGGAAACAGGUGUGAGUGACAUGAACCUCCAGAACAACGCCGGCUACACAGCAGUGAUGUUGGCCUCGCUGACAGCCCCUGAUGGACCGGCUGGGAUGGAAGUGGUCCGCAAGCUAAUGGAGCUGGGCAACAUUAACAUUCGCUCCAACCAGACGGGUCAAACAGCUCUGCACUUGGCAGUGAGACACGGCCGGGUUGUGAUGGUUCGCCUGCUGCUGAGCUACGGGGCCGACGCUAACAUCCAGGACAGCCAGGGAACCACGGCCCUCAUGUUCGCCUCUGAGAGGGGCCACACACACAUCGCAAGGCUGCUGCUGGAAAGAAGCCAGUGUGACCUGUCGCUGACUGACAAGCGGGGUCAAACAGCGCUCUCCAUCGCCAUGCAAGGUUCCCACACUGACACAGCCGCCCUGCUGCAGGCCCACGCUAAAGCUCGAGCUCUGUAGGCCUGGAAAACCAAAAAAGAUCUGCAGACAUAUGACCUUAAUUCUCAUAUGUGGUCUGCAUGAACUUUAGCUUGAGGUUCAGUCCAUCAUUAGUCCACAGUGAGGGAGGUAAAGCUUAUGUAAGUGCCAUGAUUGCUGGUGCAGUAUACAGUGAAUGUGCUGUUUUCUGUUGUCUUUACUGUUGAUGUUCAUAGUUAUUUCUGAUCUUUGCACAUCCAAGCAGCAGCUUAGCUCUGCAGCCUAUGCAAUUAAAAAUAUAUCUAUUUAUUAUGUUUGUUUCGGUCACAUUAAUAUGGAAAAUGUUGCAUUUAUCUAAAGGUUUGAACUUAUAAUAAAAUUCUAUGUAGCUGUUUUUAAGAGGAAUUUACAGUUUAUGGUACUCCCCCCCCCCCCAGCAGUUAAGCACCUUUUAAAUAAAAUGCUUGCAAAAUAUAUCCUGCAUGGAAAACAAACCUCUGGUGACUAUAAUUUGUUGAUUUCACACAAUUGCUAUACUGAUGUAUGCACUGUCUGUUUUUAAUAAAAUGCCAGAAAAACAA
Acanthochromis polyacanthus (spiny chromis) is the source of this 4737-nucleotide messenger RNA. Its product is annotated as KN motif and ankyrin repeat domain-containing protein 4-like. Gene Ontology annotation, molecular function: protein binding. The record is from RefSeq and is a predicted model, not a curated record. Gene Ontology annotation, biological process: negative regulation of actin filament polymerization. Lineage: Eukaryota; Metazoa; Chordata; Actinopteri; Pomacentridae. The transcript is spliced from 10 exons. The coding region runs from base 1565 to 4198 and encodes 877 amino acids. Gene Ontology annotation, cellular component: cytoskeleton; cytoplasm.